This is a messenger RNA of Laetiporus sulphureus 93-53, 1674 nucleotides long. RefSeq names its product ribonuclease III. NCBI's taxonomy places the organism in Eukaryota, Fungi, Basidiomycota, Agaricomycetes, Polyporales, Laetiporaceae. Gene Ontology annotation, molecular function: double-stranded RNA binding; ribonuclease III activity. The record is from RefSeq and is a predicted model, not a curated record. Gene Ontology annotation, biological process: regulation of gene expression; rRNA processing. The coding region runs from base 160 to 1182 and encodes 340 amino acids. Gene Ontology annotation, cellular component: nucleus. The transcript is spliced from 5 exons.
GGGGCCCGCGAUUUUUGCCACCGCAACUGCGGUCGGGAAGCCGCGCAGUGGGCCUUCAAAAGCAGCCUAUUUGUACGUGUAAAGGACCGGGCUUUACCAAUUGUUGACCUGACUCGCAAGUCGGACAACUUCGGUGACACACCUUUCCAGUCUUCUUUGAUGGUCAAAGCGCAAGUGAAAGGCUUGAGCAUGCAAUCCGAGACACAUCAGUGGCUUGCCCCCUCGCAGGAAGGCACGUGGCCCUCCUCAGCUGGCUCAGCGGAUUCUUCAAUUGCUAGAACGGGUUCUCAAGCCCCCAAUCUCAAGCGUCCACGUCCCUCCUCCACCAACAUGGAUGCUCCCCCGCCUGCUCCCAAGCUGCGUGGCGACAUCAUCCUCGAGGUCUUCACCCACAAGUCUCUGCGCUUCCCUGGAGCCCCGACUAACGAAGAGUCCGAGUAUGGCGACAACGAACGCUUGUCGGUGCUGGGUGAGAAGGUGUUGGAAACUGCAGUGACGUUCACCCUCUUCAAUAAGAAACCGAUGAUAAAGGCACAGGAGAUCGAGUCCCAGCGCAUGGAGGUCCUCUCCGAUGCGAAUUACAACAAUUGGGUUAUCAACUACAAGCUCAGAGAGAAAGUACGCUGCAGCCCUGAUGCGGUUGCCACCCUCACAAACCCGAAGGAAACAAAUUUGCUCUUCUGUUCGUAUGUCGGUGCAGUCUAUGUGCAGAAUGGGAUGGAGACGGUGCAGAACUGGAUCGGGCAGCUCAUCGAUCCGGAGUACGAACCGCCCGUUCCAGCUGCCGACGGCGAGCCAUACACAUACAAGAGAGUCAAAACCGAACCUAUGAGCUCGCCGACACCGCCUCCUACCAUGCACCAGCCACCUCCUCCCAUGGCUCCGCCGCCGCCGUUGCCCAUUAACCCGCUUGCCCCUGCGCAGCCCCAAGCUGCGUUUUUGCCGCUGUUCAACCAGACGGCGAACCAACGCAGGUUGGCGGUUGAGUAUCCGGCGCAAUUUUCAGGCCCUGCACAUGCUGGGCGUUGGACGGUUCAGUGCGUUGUGAACGGUAUCCCCAAAGGCGAAGGUUCUGGUGCUAGCAAGCAGCUCGCCAAAGAGGAAGCAGCGAGACAGGCGUAUUAUUCGAUGGGAUGGGCACCUCGUGAGUGCCCUGCGACUCCCACCUCCGAUGUCCAAUGACUCACGGCGUUGUGAAGGUGCCUGAAACGGUUCUCCCGUCAUCCGUCCCCGUUUUACAGAGCUAUCGUUGUACUUGUAUUUGUACCAUGACAGCCUAGCUUCGACAUGAUCACACAUGCUUCGCUUUCAAGUGAGGUAUUUGUGAUCAUGUCUCCGGAAUAUAUAUGGGGCACGUUUCGCAUCCAUAUUCAUUGCGGUGCUAGUGUGGAAUGGUUCAAGUCCACAUGAAGCCCAUCAAAGAAUGAGCUACCGCUUAAGUGAUUGUGACAUGAUGCUCCAAGGCGAAGUCGAGCACAAAUGAGGUGUGUCCAGUGUGGGAUGUGAGGUGGCGUGCACCUAUAUCAUGAUGUGUCUCACUUGUGCUCAACUUGAAGCACCUUGUCACCAUCACUUAAGCUGUGGUGAGCAAUUUUUCAUGAGAAAAAUUGUGCCGAUUGCCUAAAGUUCUACAUUAUGCCAUUUCUUUUCUUGUCUGUCUGUUCAUCUUCUUCG